This is a messenger RNA of Phalacrocorax carbo (great cormorant), 1356 nucleotides long. NCBI's taxonomy places the organism in Eukaryota, Metazoa, Chordata, Aves, Suliformes, Phalacrocoracidae. The record is from RefSeq and is a predicted model, not a curated record.
AUGUGGUGGGGGCUGGCAGCUGCGCGGGCCCACAUCGAGGUCAUCCCCUGCAAGAUCUGCGGGGACAAAUCCUCGGGGAUCCACUACGGCGUCAUCACCUGCGAGGGCUGCAAGGGCUUUUUCCGGCGCAGCCAGCAGAGCAGCCUGAGCUACGCCUGCAGCCGCCAGCAGAACUGCCCCAUCGACCGGGCCAGCCGCAACCGCUGCCAGCACUGCCGCCUGCAGAAGUGCCUGCGCCUCGGCAUGUCCCGCGACGCCGUCAAGUUCGGCCGCAUGUCCAAGAAGCAGCGGGACCGGCUGCACGCCGAGGUGCAGCAGCAGCUGGAGCAGCGGCAGCGGGAGCGGGCGGCCGAGGGGGCACCCACCAUCCCCCUGGGGCUGACGGGGUGCCGGGGCCACCCGCUGGCCCCCAGUGGCACCCUGGGGUGCCCUGGCACCCACCACGGCGGGACGGAGGGCAGGGCUGGUCCCACGGCUGAGGUGGAGCCUGGGCGGCUGGAGGGGACCAAGCGGGACCCAGAUGGGGACGGGGACAGGGAUGGCCCCAACUUCUACCCCCACCCCGAUGUCGGAGGCCUCCUGGAGUCACCCACAUCCUCUGUCAUGGAGAUCGAGCACCUCACCCAGAACGUCCUCAAGUCGUACCGGGAGACCUGUCAGCUCCGCGCCGAGGACCUGCAGCUCCGGCGCUGGGACACCUUCUCCCGUGAGGAGGUCUGCGCCUACCAGAAGAAGUCGAUGGAGGAGAUGUGGCAGCGCUGCGCCGGGCGCAUCACCGAGGCCAUCCAGUACGUGGUGGAGUUCGCCAAGCGCCUGUGUGGCUUCAUGGACCUCUGCCAGAACGACCAGAUCGUCCUCCUCAAAGCAGGCGCCAUGGAGGUGGUGCUGGUGCGCAUGUGCCGAGCCUUCAACUCCGACAACCGGACCGUCUUCUUCGAGGGCAAGUACGCCGGCGCCGAGCUCUUCCGAUCCCUGGGCUGCCACGAGCUCAUCGCCUCCAUCUUCGACUUCGCCCAGAGCCUCUGUGCUCUGCACUUCUCGGAGAGCGAGGUGGCCCUCUUCAGCGCCCUCGUCCUCAUCAACGCCAACCGGCCGUGGCUGCAGGAGCAGGCGAAGGUGGCACGGCUGCAGGGACACCUGGAAGUCGCCUUCCGCCUCCUGCUGCGCCGGACCCACCGCGAGGGGCUCCUGGCCAGGCUGCCGCCGCAGGGGCGCCUGCGGGCGCUGUGCUCGCAGCACGUGGAGCAGCUCCAGGCCUUCCGCCGCCUGCACCCCGGGGUGCUGCACGCCGCCUUCCCCCCGCUCUACCGAGAGCUCUUCGCUUCCGAGGCCGAGACCCCCGGCAGCGCCCGCUGA